Messenger RNA from Suillus bovinus, 1386 nucleotides. RefSeq lists its product as uncharacterized. Bases 1 to 1386 code for a protein of 461 amino acids. Lineage: Eukaryota; Fungi; Basidiomycota; Agaricomycetes; Boletales; Suillaceae. The record is from RefSeq and is a predicted model, not a curated record. The transcript is spliced from 2 exons.
AUGGCUCUCCCUCACGCUCGCUUUAAUGUUUUAUUUCACAACCGUCCAAUAUAUCAUUCACGUUCGUUAAAUCGCGAUGAUACUUGGCACCCUUCGUUGGAGACUAUACUUGAGGGUGGUCCUGACUCGGCGUUGGACCGAGAAGAAAAUAUCAAUGUGGAUGGGCGUGGUCUCCAGCUGUUAGACGAGUCCGAGGUAGACCGUGUAGACUGCACUGUGUCCGGCAAUGAUCAUUUCUCAAAUGAGCAGGCUAGUCCAAUGACAACCGCAUCAUUUGUUGAACGCAGAACAUCGGAACCCAGUGAAGCUGGGAACUUUGUGAUUGGAGAACCGCGACUUUUAGCGGAAGCUCACAUUUCACAACGUCAAGCAGACAACCCAUACUAUUCCCUGGCUUGCGUUAUCUGGGAUCCUUUUUGUGUUUAUACUAGCAUUGCCGGAUAUCCUAGCACCGACUAUUUGUCACCCCUCACUGUUUUACCCACAUAUUCCGAGUCGAGCCCCAUUACAACUACUGCUUCUACACCAUCUCGGGAUAGUUACAGCCCAUUCCAGUCGACAAGUUCACCCACCGAACGUCCAACAUCAUCACCAUCAUCAGCGAGUGGCGACCCUCCUAGUAUUAGUAGUGGUAAUGCGGUUGUCGAUACUGCUUACACCACAGUCGCCUCGACCUCCCAAAUAAUCUCAAUAACGACCACAUUGCUUGAGCCGCCUUCAUCUAUAGUUACAUCAUCCACAGUUACAUCAUUCACGGUUACAUCGACCAGCAUUGUUAUGGUCUCGAGCCUGUUGCCUCAACCAUCAUCAGUGUCUGACACAGCUUCAAAACCUAUAUUACCUCAGACCAUAGGCGCCAUCACAGGAGGAAUUGUGGGAGCGGUGGUACUUCUAGCCCUCCUAACGUUUAUCGUGCUGCGCCAUCGCAGGAAAAACCAAUUUUCUGUAACACCUUUCAACCUCCCUUCAACCGCAGGGCCAACCCAGGUCGAGGGGCGCAAGUUCCAGAGUGCCAGCGGUGCUGUCCGUCCAAGCAGCAGAAGUUCAUCGUUCAUUCAAUAUUCCGAUGGUUGCCUCGUAGAGUAUUCUGGGAAUGGAUCACCAUCAUAUGCUACAGAUCAGAUAUCAUCUCACUUCGUCGAUGAUGAGAUCUCUGGGUCCAGUGUUGCCAGGCGCUAUUGGUCCCAUAGGCUAGAGAAGCUGUACCCAUAUCUGUCUCAUGUCCCCGCUUCAGAUCAUCAUAGUGUAGAAAGCUGCGCCGAUCACAUGGUUACGGAUGGUCGUUCGCAAGAACAGAGUGAAGAGCUGCCGGCUUAUCCUCGUUCUUUGGAUUCUUUAAGGAGCGAAACAGACCAUGAUGAUCGUUACGUCCUUACCAGCUCUUGA